This is a messenger RNA of Closterium sp. Yama58-4, 1548 nucleotides long. The record is from the annotation of a GenBank genome assembly. Lineage: Eukaryota; Viridiplantae; Streptophyta; Zygnematophyceae; Desmidiales; Closteriaceae.
AUGACCACUGUAACACAAGACUUCUCAGACAUUCUCGCCAGCGACAAGCGGACGGAAUUUUUUGUCGCCAAUGCGGAGCAGCCUUUUGACGAAGUUGCUGACGGAAUCCGUCCCAGUCACCGUCAAUCUCUCAGCGCACACGGCAGGGAGAUCGACGGCGGGGAGAAUGAAAGGGAGACCUCUGAAAGGAGCGACAGCAGCAGAAAACAAUCGGGCGAUGAGAAGCACAACGGGUCAUCUGACAAUAAAGCAGGUCCCAUUCCUUCUGAGGAUUCAACCAAGCCUAUUUCAAACGAGACUGUCUCAAACCAGAGCUCCGAUUAUCAGGCUGCUAUCAUCUCCGUCCAGGAUAAUUCACCCAUUCAGGAUGAUUUUACCUCCGAUGGUUUUCGCGAAGCCGUGCUCACGUCACUUUCCGCCAAGUUCCCAAAGAAGCUCGCUCUCUUCUCCAAUUCCUACAGCAUCGCCAGCGAUAAUCUCCGAGUGUUACUUAGCUUCGAAGACGAGUCCUUCGUGAUCAGCGAAAAACAGCUUCUUGGCAUCUUCAACCGCUUCCCAUCCCUCCUCGCUGCUCCCCUGGACGCCGCAUCCGUUCAAAGCCGCAUUGAUCUCUUUCGCCGUUACGGUGUAACCCGAUCCGCAUUUUUCGACCUCUGUUCCCGCUCCAACGUGCUCCUGUUUCCCGUUGGGUCCCUAGCGGAGAAUCUGCAUUACCUUCGGCACGAAUUAGGCAUCGUUAGAAUCGAGAAAGUCCUGAAAUGCUUCCCGUUGGUGCUCAACCUCUCCCUGCCGAACCUGGAGGAGAAGGUUCGGCAGCUCAGGCUCGCGGGGCUAGGUCCGGCGAGCGAAGUUCUCGAGCGAUCGCCCUUCGUUUUAAGCGCACGCGCGUCGGAGAUCCAGCGAAAGGUGGAGCUUGUAAAGAGGUUGCUAGGAUCCAGCAACAGCGCGGACGAUCCGAUUCUCUACCUCCGGAAGUUUCCUCACGUUUUGCUGGCCCAGUAUGAAACUAUGGAGAAGACUUAUGAGGGUAUGGUAAAGUAUUUUGGGGAGGAGGAUACGAAGAGGUUGCUGAGACGGCAGCCGCUGCUGCUGGGUCAGAAUUGGGACGGAAUGAUGGAUACAAUAUCGAAAUUAAUCGACGUUUUUGGGCGAGAAGGUGCAGUGCGGAUUGUCAAUCAGACGCCUACAGUGAUGGCGUAUUCGUGGUCCACUAUCGAGGAUAAGAUUUUAUUCGUUACGGAGGUUAUGGGGAGGAGUAUUGCGGAGAUUGUGGUGUGGCCGGCGUUGUUGACGAGGAGCUUGGAGAAGCGGUUACGGCCACGGUAUGAGAUGUUACGGGGGUUACUGCGCGAGCAGCAGCUUGGUCUGGGGUCAAUGUUUGGGUGUACUGAUGAAGUGUUUCGGAAGAGGUAUGGGAGGAAGAUUGCGUUGCUGGCAGAGAGGGAAGGAGGGGCGGAGGAUGGGGAGAACGGUGGGGAAGAGGAAGAUGGUGGGGGAGAGAAGGGUGUAAGAGAGGAGGAAGGAGAAGAGAAGGAUGGGAGAAUAUAA